Messenger RNA from Chelonus insularis, 787 nucleotides. RefSeq lists its product as uncharacterized. NCBI's taxonomy places the organism in Eukaryota, Metazoa, Arthropoda, Insecta, Hymenoptera, Braconidae. Bases 17 to 661 code for a protein of 214 amino acids. The record is from RefSeq and is a predicted model, not a curated record. The transcript is spliced from 5 exons.
AAGAUUUUGUGAGAGUAUGGAACAUGGUGGACACAUUUUUGUCUUUUUUCUUUUACAGUUUUCUUCUUUCAGUUCACUUGAAAUGUUACGUGACGCAUUAUUGCCACUGUUACUAGUAAUCGGUUCUGUUACAAAAUCGUUCGAGGACUCAGCGGUUUUUUUGUUUCCUAAAAGCUCUGUUUUUCAAUUCACUAUUGGAGUGUCCGUACCUUUGAUUACAAGUAAAAAGGGCAGCGUUGUGUUCUCAGCAGGAUUUCAAUUUAAUUACGCACUACCCUGGAAUUCGACGCAAUUUAAACCUUCUAUUAUUCCGGCGAGAGAUAUUCAAGAUUUUAAUUUGACAAGUUUUUAUUUAUUUGUUGAAAACUUCCUGGAUAUGUAUGGUUGGAAGAAUAGCAGACAUUGUCUACUAAGAAGUAUUUGCGAACUUGCUAAAACACCUCUCAGCCGAAAUAGCGGGGACGCUGCCGAAGAAAUUAUUCAUUUGGUGUUAACACCAACGGAAGUUUUGCACGAAUCGAUUAAUUCGAAUUACUCACAGAGUGAAAAAUUGUAUCAAGACGCUGAACAGUUGGGUAGAUCUGGAAGUGACUGCAGCUCGACUUAUCCAAACUGCAUUGAAUCACCUUUAGAAUCGUUCACUAGAAUGAUCAUGGACUAAACAGUUAUUGAGCAUCAAUUUAUAUUUCGCAAAUAAUAGUUCUACCAGCGAAGCACAAUGAAGCAUUAUCAACUAGUGAAAGAAGCUCUAAUUCUCCAUCAUAAACUAAUUGGUAUGAGAUUCAUU